AUGGUAUUUGGUAUGAAUUUAGGAAACAGGAGAAAAGCCACUAGGGUUCCAGACUUAUCCAGGUAUGACUAUCAUUACAAUGGUAGCGGUGGUAAUUCUGUAAAUCAGGGUGAUAAUUACCUUAAGAGCCACGAGCUUUCUGCAGAUGCGGCCUUUGCUGCUAGUGCAAGGGCUGGAUCCCUGGUGAAUUAUCCAGAAAGAGGCUAUACAAAUAUAUCAAGAGCUAACAGUCUCCGGAUGGGUCAUCCUGGACAGCAGCAACAGCAAUCGUCUUAUAUUCCUAGAAGUUACAGUUUUACUGCUCGUGGAGCAUACGCUCCUCGAACCGGUAAUGUCGGGAAUAGAAGGUCUGUUUCUGCCAUACCACGAACAGGUACAGCUUCCAGUCGUGGUGUUGGCAGUAGAACUGGUUCUAUGACUGGUUCAGUAGCCAGGGUUGGUUCAAGGACCGGUUCAUUUGCUGGAGGUGGUAACGGAUCUAUUAUCAUCAAGACACAAGAGGUUAAAGAUAUGAUGGGCAGAACGCAAUCGAUCACGACGCAGACUAUAAGAAGGAUCAACGGGAUGGAAUACGUGGAAACUACCACGCAAACUGCUGGGCUGGUUGAAGACCCUCAGUUUCAUUUCCAGCAGUUUGCUGAAAAUGAUGAGUUCCCAAUCUCCGAUGAGCUGUCCGCCACUCCUCCUGCUGCUCCGUUAUCCGAAUCGCAACCACGGACAAACCAGAGAUUGGCCAAUUUCAACUCGAAUGCUAUAAAUAACUCAGCUGCGAAUAACAUCAGAAGUGAUUCGGAAGAGGAAGGGGAAGAGCACUUCACUGACGCAUCAGAUGUCGUUGAAGAAUCAGGUGCAUUUGCGGAAGAUGAUCAGGACCAUUUCCUGGCAAAAGUGAAUAAAGUUGAUGUUGAUAACAAUUCAAAAUCAUACACUUCAAGAAAACCCCUGGUCCAGAAACAGGGGGUGCAGCAGCAGCAAGAAGUUCAACAUCAAGGUAUAUCGCAGGUUCAGAACACAGAAGCGAAAUCAGUUGGAAGGAAAAGUACAAUGUCCAAGAGGAUGACUUUGAGAGAUACUCCCAAUGCACAACUUGAACCAGAAAAGGAUACUACGGAUCAAGCUACACCGGACAAUAACGCCACGAAAAGAAAAUCCAUAUUCAAAAGUAAGAAACGGAAUGAAGCAGUUGCCGUCCCUACUGUUCCUACAUCUGAUCAGAAGACACUAAGCCAAGAGGAGAUGUAUGCUAUAGCAUUGGAGAUUGCUCAACAGAAAUAUGGUCAUCCUACAAAAACAGUUUCGCAUAGUACAGACAAUGGAUCUAGAAACGAAAUGACACCGAUACUUGAAGAUGCAGAUGUCGAGCAACCACAUGUGCUCCCGACCACACUGCACUUGCCCACGCGUGAGGAACAAAUUCAACACGAACAAUUGCAACAACCUACUGCGGCGAUUCCAACAAAUGAAAAGAGCCGACAUCCAAAGAAAAAAGUCAAGAGUAUACUCGAUAGGGUUGUCCAGUUCAGCCAAGAGAACUCUGGUAAUCAACCACCAAAACAACACCGUGGAAAACAAUAUUCUCAACAACCACCGGACGUCGCUCCGUCCAAUGGAACAACUGACAAUUUUGACACUAAUGCCAGUGGUCAUAAUAUUAAUCACAAUAACAAUAAUCACAAUAACAAUAAUAACACAAGUUCUUCUUCUUCGCUUCGACACGAAUCCGGGGCGAACCCCGUUGUCGUCACUGAGGAUACCACGGUGCUAGCAGCUAGCACUGCUGCUACUCCUGUCGAUGUAAACGAACCAGGCAAUCCCGAUCACGUGAUCCCAGCCUCGUCCCCCUCCAUCGAUAACACCCCACGUAUCAAUGAGAAGACGAAAAGCAAGAAGAAGAACGAGAAAGGUUCGUUCUUCAAAAGGUUAUUUAAAUCUAAUAAGACUCAUAUCAACACUAAAUAG
Kluyveromyces lactis is the source of this 1959-nucleotide messenger RNA. RefSeq names its product Msc3p (gene MSC3). The transcript has a single exon. Bases 1 to 1959 code for a protein of 652 amino acids. The record is from RefSeq and is a predicted model, not a curated record. Lineage: Eukaryota; Fungi; Ascomycota; Saccharomycetes; Saccharomycetales; Saccharomycetaceae.